AUGUUCAUUCAUGAGAUCGCCGCGCUGGCGGCCGCCGCCGUAUGGGCGCUGACCGGGCUCGUCUCGGUGGCCCCGGCCAGGCACCUGGGCGCCAUCGCCUUCAACCGGCUGCGCAUGGCGAUGGUGUUCGCCAUGCUGGCGGUGUGGGUGACGGCGGCGGGCACCUGGAGCACGCUGUCGGGCGAGGUGCUAUGGCCGCUGGUCUGGUCGGGGCUCAUCGGCAUCUUUCUGGGCGACACGGCGCUGUUUCUGACCAUGAACAGGCUUGGACCGCGGCGAACGGGCAUCCUGUUUUCGAUGAAUGCGCCGAUGUCCGUCGUGCUGGGCUGGAUUGUUCUGGGCGAAGCGCUGUCUGUGGUUACCUUGGCCGGCAUCGCGAUCGCCAUGACCGGCGUGGUGCUCGCCAUCGUCUUCGGCAAGCGCAAGGAUCAGCUUCAUCAAUGGGAAAGCGUGACCGGGCCGCUGUGGGUCGGCGUUGCGCUCGGGCUCGCUGCUGCGUUGUGCCAAUCGGUCGGUGCACUCAUCGCGCGUCCCGUCAUGGAAACGGGCAUGGUCGAUCCCGCCGCGGCAUCGGCGGUGCGGAUCGGCGUGGCCGCGCUGUGCCUGACCGUGCUGAUGCAGGCGCCUGCUCGGAUGGUCGGCCAGGCCAAGCCGCUGACCUGGAGCAUUGCCGGCUACACCGCGCUGUCCGGUUUUCUGGCGAUGGCGCUCGGCAUGACGUUUCUGCUGUUUGCCCUGUCGGGCGGCGAAGUGGGGAUCGUCACGACCCUUUCGGCGACGACGCCGGCGAUCAUGCUGCCGCUUCUGUGGUGGCGGACGCGAGAGAUGCCGGCGGCCGGCGCGUGGAUCGGCGCGGCGCUCGUCGUCGUCGGCAGCGCGCUGAUCUUUUCGGGUUAG
This is a messenger RNA of Effrenium voratum, 897 nucleotides long. The record is from the annotation of a GenBank genome assembly. NCBI's taxonomy places the organism in Eukaryota, Dinophyceae, Suessiales, Symbiodiniaceae.